UUCUCACCUACACGGCGUGGCGCCCGCCUAAGCACAGCUAGGCGGCGGUCCCGAAGACUUGGGCUUGUCGUCUGCAUUUGACUUCCCUAGCACCCUAAUCCUUCUCCUCCGCAUAAUCGAGCCGUUGGCCCAGUCGAGCCAGCAAACUCCACGUCUGCUGCCUGUUUGCUUCCUUACACCCACGCAAGGGAUCACGGUUAGAUCCGCUUAGACGACGUCCUGGCGCCGUUUACGGACCGUCGUCUUUGCCUCACGAUGCGAUCCCCGGCGUUUCCUCCCCGGCGGCCGUCCCAUCUCGUCCGAUACAUACUGCCUGCCGCGGUGCUCAUAACGCUCUUCUACUACCUGUCUCCGACAACAUCAGACGUGCCGCCUACAUAUAUCGAGAGUCAUGGCCCAAGCUCCAAUGGGAAGCACGAUUCGUAUUUCUCUCCCGGCCCGGGGUCGCAGGGAUCCAAGAGUUCGCAGGAUUCAUCUUCAACAGGAAAAACACCAUCCUACAAUGACGAGAAAGAAAAGUUGAUAUAUGACUCGACAUCCGAUGAGCAUCCCAUCGAUUCGUUGAUCAGGGCGGCAGAGUCCGACUUCACAAAGGUGCUGGCGAAGGAGUCGCAUUCACUCGCUGCAGCUGCUGCGGCAUACCGCGAGCAACGAGGAAGGCACCCUCCUCCAGGUUUCGACGCUUGGUACGAAUUUGCAAAGGAGCGGAACGCCGUCAUGAUUGAGGAUUUCUGGGAUCAGAUCUACCACGACCUCAACCCCUUUUGGGGUCUCGACCCCAAGAGGAUUCGUAAAGAGGCCUGGGAUUACGAAAUGACCAUUAAUAUUCGCAACGGCAACGCCUCCGCCGUGAGCGACUGGUUUUGGACGCAAAUUUGGCUGGAUAUGAUCAAGACGAUUGAGCAUCUAUUGCCAGACAUGGACAUUGCGCUCAACGCUAUGGACGAGCCGAGACUGGUCGUGCCAUGGGAAGACAUCAACGGCUAUGUACAGCAAGAGAAGAAGAGUCGUUCGAUCGUCCCUACCAAGGACGUUGUUACUGAUUUUAAUCAACUCCCUGGUCCCAAACAGAUGGACAAAUCUCCCAAGACCAGGAACAAGAAGUGGGAGGGUACCGAACCAUACUGGCUCAUUGCCCGUCGUGGUUGUCCCCCUGACAGUCUUGCUCGUACAACCGCCACGAUGAAGUCAUUCGACAGGACGCCUGAAUUCACUUCGUCGUACGCCAACCCGCAUCAAUACCGGGGUUAUGUGUACAACUCUACUCUCUCACGCGAAUUCUGCCACCAACCUGAUCUGCAGGGACUCGAGGGGAUAUUCAUCAAGCCUCUGACAACAGCUGCGACCAAGGUCCUCUUCCCAAUGUUUGGAGGGAGCAAGCUUGCCACCAACAACGAAAUCCUGUUGCCAGCCCCUAUGUACUGGAACGAGGAAGAGAGGUUCACAGGGGGUGGUGAUCGCGGAGCGCCCUGGAAUCAGAAGGUAGGAGAUCUGAUCUGGCGCGGCGUGGCCACCGGGGGCCGCAACAAGGAGAAGAACUGGAAGGGUUUUCAAAGACACCGGUUUGUCGCGAUGAACAACGGCACCAAACUUACCCGCGCCGAAGCCGAGGUCGAAUCCCCGAAGAAUUUCGAGCUUCCCUCGCCCACGUACGACGUUCAAGCACAGAAGGACGGCAGAUUGGGCAAGUGGGUCGACUCGUUUGCUGAUGUUGGAUUCACCGACCUCUUUUGCGAUGACACGCUCGGGGAGCAGGAAUGGGGCCGUUGUCCGUACACGGACCCCGAGUACGAAAUAGUACCGGGUCGAAUGCUUAGUGAGCAGUUCGAUUACAAGUACCUACCUGAUAUUGAUGGCAACUCCUUCUCUGGCCGGUACCUGGGUUUCGUCCGAAGCACUUCGCUGCCUAUUAAGAGCACUCUGUUCCGCGAGUGGCACGACAGCCGUCUGGUCGCCUGGAAGCACUUUGUGCCCAUGGACAACCGCUUUGGCGAUUACUACGGCAUUAUGGAGUACUUCUUGGGGUACGGCGAUGACGUUCCCGGGCACGAUGCGGAGGCUGAGAAGAUUGCCACGGACGGUUCGGCUUGGGCUGAGAAGGUGCUGCGCAGAGAGGACAUGCAGAUUUACACCCUGCGGUUACUGCUGGAGUAUGCGCGAAUUUCAGACGAUCGUAGGGAGAAGAUGGGUUACGUGGACGAUUUGUUGUGAAGCAGCAAAGUGGACAGUAAGAAGAGACGGAGGACGUAUACCAUAUUUUUAGCAUAACACCGGUUCUAUCAUAGUCGACGUUAUUUAUGAAAGAAAGUCGUAGGGGACUAGCUUCCCUGUACAUAUGGGAGGAAUUCCCUACAUAUUGUAUGUUACUUGGGGUGUGGAUCAUCGGUACGAGGAAACGCUCAGUUGGAAAGACUGUAUUAGGAACCCACGACUACAGCAGUGCUGUUGGAG
Pseudomassariella vexata is the source of this 2451-nucleotide messenger RNA. RefSeq lists its product as uncharacterized. The transcript has 2 exons. The record is from RefSeq and is a predicted model, not a curated record. Lineage: Eukaryota; Fungi; Ascomycota; Sordariomycetes; Amphisphaeriales; Pseudomassariaceae. Bases 256 to 2211 code for a protein of 651 amino acids.